AUGGACGAGACCGAGAAGGCGAUGCCGGCGGCCAGGAGGGCGGACACGGCCUCCACCACCCCCACCACCGUCUCGCCCGCCUCCACCGCCUCCUCCUGCUCCUCCAACCCCGACCCCGACCCCGCCGCCGCCCGCACGCCGCCGCCCACCUUCGCCGUCCCCUGGGCGCGCGCCGACGGCGGCGGGGGCUACUACCCGGGCUGCCGCAAGGACGCCAACUGCGCCUGCGAGAUCUGCCUCGCCAGCAUCAACGCCACGCGCGACCUCCUCCCGCCCGAGGCCGCCUCCGCGCGCCGCUGCUUCGCCGCCGCCGCCGCCAGGGACCGCAGGCCCGGCUCCCGCCCCCUCUUCCUCGCCCGCGGCACCCCUCCGUCUCCGCCCGGGUCCGAGCUCACCGAGCCGUGGACCCCGCCGCCGCAGCUGCGGUCCACGGCGAAGUCCAAGAAACCCUGGCAGGCCGCGCGCGAGGGCGAGGCGGCUACCCCGAAGAAAGGCGGGGGUUCGUCGUCCCCGCCCGACUGGGCGAUCUACGCGCUGACGGUUCUCGCGUUCCUGCUUCUGCUGUGGGUGGACACGGGGCUCGUCCCGGAGGCCGCCGCGAGGGGGUUCGGCCCCAAGCUGUCGCCGGAGGCCGUGGCGCGGGUCGGCCUAGAGGCGCGCCUCGCGCCUGCCGGUCUGGGCCACAAGCUGCGCUCCGUGGAGCGAGGCGUUGGCCAGCUCGUCGGCGCCGGGAGGAUCCACAACUGCAGCUCCAAGGACUCCGUCUGGCGACUCGAGCAGAAUGACCAGCACGUGUUCCACUGGCGCUGCGCCCUGUACAAGUCGGCGGCGGAGGAGGUCACCGUCUGGGGGAGCCCGCUCCGCACCUCCGGCCUCCUCCCGUCCACGCUCUCCGCGCGGCACAUCACCCUCCUCUCCGGCCAGAUCACAGAGUGGUCCGACGGGAAGCUGUGGCCGACGGUGAGGGCGAGCAACGGCACCUCCUGGAGCUACCGGCGCCGGAGCGCGGGGGCGGUGCAGCUGGAACCAGAGACGUGGGUGCUGGAGUACCAGAGGAGCGUGCUCUUCGAGGGGACACGGCUGUUGCCGGCCACGGUGGAGCUGCUGGCGUCAAGGUGCUCGACAGUGGCGAAACGUGCGCGGCGCAAGCUGGCCAAGAAACGCUUUUAUGGUGGCGCCGGCGGGAUCCAGGCCAACCCAACUUGA
Messenger RNA from Lolium rigidum, 1206 nucleotides. RefSeq lists its product as uncharacterized. The transcript is spliced from 3 exons. Bases 1 to 1206 code for a protein of 401 amino acids. Gene Ontology annotation, cellular component: endoplasmic reticulum. The record is from RefSeq and is a predicted model, not a curated record. Lineage: Eukaryota; Viridiplantae; Streptophyta; Magnoliopsida; Poales; Poaceae.